Trematosphaeria pertusa is the source of this 1747-nucleotide messenger RNA. RefSeq lists its product as uncharacterized. The transcript is spliced from 4 exons. The record is from RefSeq and is a predicted model, not a curated record. The coding region runs from base 146 to 1657 and encodes 503 amino acids. Lineage: Eukaryota; Fungi; Ascomycota; Dothideomycetes; Pleosporales; Trematosphaeriaceae.
GAAGUCCUUCUUUGACCAAGAUCCGAAGCCGAAGCAAUUCAAGGGCCAAUGGCAGCACCGUCCCCGCAACGCUGCCGGCUUCUCACACCAGAAUAAUCACAACGCCCCUCCACCACCACGCCGGGUCGUGACUGGACCACCCAUUAUGCCCUCGGUGCACACACGGACGAAGCUGAAGGCUUUCCAAUUUAUUGAAGGAGCGCCGGUUGUAGAGGACAUGAACGAACGCGAAGCAGAGAAGGAGAAUAUGCCUAUGGCGUCACAAACAAAAGAGACGUCCAAGGUCGUGGAAGGCGUUCGGAAUGUCCAGAAGCCUUCCGAGACACCAAACCUCGCCCAGUCGAAGAAACCCCCUCCUCCCUCGACGCCAGCUACAAGACUUCCUUUGGCCGAUUUGGUUGGAAAUGUGGACGACUCUUCAAGACAUAUAGCGAAGCCCAUCGUCUCUCCGGAAGAGCAACUAUGUUGGCGAGGAUCUCAACCCGUAAACACACCGCUGCCUCGCAAAGGGAGGAAGCGAGCGAGGAGCUCCUCUCCAGCGGCACCAUCGCAAGAAGAACCCAGGCAGGACUCGGUCAGGAAAGAGUUGACAACGCCUCAGGCGGAUCCCGCAAUGGAACUGUGGAACCGGUACACAAACAACAAGGGCACGCCGAGCGCGAACAAGAGCGUCGCGUUUGCGCAUCUCAUCAACGAAUCUUCACCGCGGUCGUCCGCAACCGCCGGGAGUGUCAGUGGGCUAAGGAGGUGGGCUAGCUGUGGAGUCGAAUUCCCAGCCUCGACUAAGAAGAAGAGGAGGAUCCACGCAGUCUUGGGUGCCGACAAAGGGCGCACGGAAGAUGUUUUCAAUGCUCCCAGUUCCGAUGGAGUGUUCCAAGGCCAACAACCCGCAGAGACUUCCAAGCUGGCUGGCAUGCUUCAGAGAAUGCGCGAGUCGAUAUCAAAGCCGCAGUCAAGAAUCUCCUCUCAGAUACCGUCCAGCUCGUCCCCAUUGCCGGAGCCCGAGCGCCAUAUUCCUCCGGCCGAGUCUCCCCUGCAACGACGCGGUCGUGAUGAGGACCAGCAUGCCGAGACCUCCGAGACAGUGGGAGGAGCCUUCGGCGGUGCGAAUGAAGACGAGGCGAUGGACGAAGCGCGGAGAUCUUCAGGGUCUUCCGACGAGUUUGGCGACGCCGACUUCGAUAGUGAGAUGGUGGAUGCGCUGGAGAUAUCUAAUAAGCCUCCCGAACCGGUUGAGAACCGCGUAUCCGUACCCACAGAGCCCGUAGAUCCCGGCCCGGAUCCAUCUCCCCGUGUUUCAAUGCCGGCGCCGGUACCUGCAAACGAUGCGGAUAGCGAUGAUGAGUUUGGGCUAGACGACGAGGACAUCUUUGCCGCAGAUCUGGAGAAGGUUGCCUCGCUCUACGACAAUAGGCCAGAAGAGUCGCCGCAGGAUAAUGAGGCUGCAGCAGACGCCGUGGCCGGGGACGCUCUGGCGACGAACACAGCGCCUGCUCCUCCGGUCAUCAAUUUAGUCGAUGACGAUUCUGAUGAUUUUGGCGAUGAUAUUGAUACUGAUGUAUUUGCUGCGGCUGAGGUUGCAGCAACGCAAGCGCCUGCCACGACUUCAACAGGAUGCCAGAGCUAUCCAGCGCUAUCUCAUCAAGCGAGUAGAUGAAGGAUCCUACACCACUGAGCUAGGGCACAAGAUGCCCGAAAAGAAGAGAAAACAAAGCUCUUCAAAGCCAUCACCCUCCGGCAAGCUUGG